AUGAAUAUUUCUCUGCCGCACUUCGAGACGCAUCUAAGCAGACCUCCAACCUCAAACUGCCAGUUCCGAUGCACGCUAUGUGGUACCAGCUUCAACAUCGCGCGUAUCCGGACUGUCGAUGAGCCCUUUUCAGCGGCGUGGUCCAUAGAAGACCCCCGACAUUUUAUUUGUGCACUCGACGAUGAUGACGAUGAGGAAGGCAAUGACUAUGGCGACUGUUGCACUGCAGAGACGGGCUGUGUUUGGGCUAUUCGCAACUGUCAGGAUGUUCGACAUGGAACUGAUGAGCAGAACGCGCCAGCAUACAAAUACCAGUUUUUUGAUAUGGAUGACGGCCAACUCCCCAAGUUCGGGCAAACACUGCCGAUGGGCAAACCGUUGGAGGAAAAGGCAGGCCGCAUUGGCAUAAGAAGGGUUUAUCUUGAACAUGUUGCUGGCCCGGGAUGUCGUUGUACACAGGGAUAUUCCGGGGCCAACAUCUCUCUGGAGGAGAUGCGAGGCUGCAGGACUGGGCAGGGUCUGGUCAACGAUAACGGGGACGAAGAGGCCGCGCCGGACGACCUGGAAUGUGAAACUGACAGCGAUUACUUUCUCACGGGGCUUGCGGACUGUAUGCCAUUUGUUGAAAUUGGGGGUACGGGAGUGUCUCCCGCAAGGCAUAGCUAUGAUUGGAUUGAACCGGCAGACCCGUACAAUGACUGGUUUGAACCCUACAUGGCGGUGCCGUUUCAUCCAUGGUGUUUCGGGAUGUACAUGAAACUCAGCAAACUACGACUUGGCCGUGUCGAAAUCAACCAUCUUGUGGACUACUUUGAUAAUAUCGAAAGCUACCCGCGCCAGUACCGCGAUGAGCCCGAUCUAGCCGUCAAGAAAGCCGCUGGUGAAUCCUGGGUCCACCUGAAGGGUGAUGAAUGGCUCGCUGCAAACCCAUUUUACGUGCCCAAACUUCGGGAGAUACUGGGCAGAGCGAUGGAUACUGGUCCGUCCUUCAGCCCCCAGAAUGGCGCAUUUGAACGCCUUAUAUCAUUGACCAAGAUUACAACCGACCCCUUUGCUCGAUUCCCCCGAGAAAUCCUGGAUAUGAUUAUAGACAACCUCUCCACGAAAGACAUUGCGUCGCUACGUCUUGUCUCGCGCGAAUUCUACCAGCUCCCCGUCUCACUCUGGCAUCGCCUUAUUCAAGAGGAUAUGCCUUGGUUAUGGGAGGUGUGGUCCGACGAGGAACCUUACUUCUGGGCGACGGUCACCGAGGGUGAUAUACAACAGAAUAAAGGGGAGACGAGAUAUGAGCUUCACGAGGAGCAGAUCAUAACACAUACAAUAAAUGUUGAUGAGCAUUUGGCUAAAUGGACAAUGCCGAUGCCUACACUCGCACGAACCAAUUGGUUUCUCCUGCCUGUGGAACCGGCGAAGGAUUUGGAAUUAUCAGGAGGGGUUGAUUGCAUCGUUGAGGAUGCAUAUAUUGAGUAA
This is a messenger RNA of Aspergillus caelatus, 1470 nucleotides long. RefSeq names its product F-box protein. Gene Ontology annotation, molecular function: protein binding. Lineage: Eukaryota; Fungi; Ascomycota; Eurotiomycetes; Eurotiales; Aspergillaceae. The transcript is spliced from 4 exons. The coding region runs from base 1 to 1470 and encodes 489 amino acids. The record is from RefSeq and is a predicted model, not a curated record.